AUGGCAGACUUAUCCUGGGACGUCCAUACAGCUAGCGAGGAAUUUCUUGCUCAACUCUGCAACAAGCUCGUAAAAGAGGACAAGAUCAUUGGGGGCUGCUUUGGAGGGGAUAGAGUUGUUAAACUUACGGACAAUGUAGCAGCCAAAUUUGGGUUCGGUGUCACAGCUUCCGAGGCAAAAACUCAGGAAUUUGCAUAUCAAAAUGUUGAUCCAAAUAUUGCUCACAUCCCCCAAGUUUACCGCUAUUUCCGCUGGGAAGAUUUUGGCUACUUGUUCAUGGAAUAUGUGCCCGGACAGCAGCUAAACGAGCUCGAUCUCAAUGAAAACGUGGAUAUCAUUCCACGUGUUACAAGAAUUAUCGAGCACCUUGGAAAAAUCCAGGGCAGUCAAAUACCAGGCCCUAUAGGCGGGGAAAUGCCAGAAGGUUAUCUCUGGGGCGAUGAUGGCGCAAGGACGACUUUUACCUGCGUAGCAGAUAUGGAAGCUUGGCUCAACAAACGUUUGGCAAUACGAGAUAAGUCUAUAGAUAUAAGCUCUCAUCCACUUGUUCUUUGCCACAUGGAUUUAUGUCGACGGAAUAUGAUUCUCAAAGGAGACAACACUAUCAGUCUCCUUGAUUGGGGUUGCUCUGGGUUCUAUCCGCGGUAUUUCGAAUUCGCGACUCUCUCUUUUAUGAUGCCGUAUGAUGAAAGUUACGAAACCCCAUUAAUAAAAGCUACGGCUACCUUGCUGGAUUGGACAGAGGAUGAGAAAGCUUUAAUUAGCCUGUUGGGACUUGCUCGUGCUGUUGCCCUACGAUAUACAUUGUAA
Molecule: messenger RNA, 810 nt
Organism: Sclerotinia sclerotiorum 1980 UF-70
Lineage: Eukaryota; Fungi; Ascomycota; Leotiomycetes; Helotiales; Sclerotiniaceae
Exons: 1
Coding region: 1-810 (269 amino acids)
Source: RefSeq, a predicted model, not a curated record